AUGCAAAUCUUGAGCACUUGUAGUUUAGGAGAAAUUGUGAGCAUCCAAUUGCUGUUUACAGCUUUGUCCAUCACCAGCUCCUCAAGAACAGGACAGCCCGAUAAAAGCCUACGACGGAAAACAAACAGCGAUAGGAACAUCAAGGAUAAUCGAUGGUGCAACAAGGACCAACGUCGAGCUUCAAAGUUUCUAGAACCGGGGAACUACGCAAUACCAUUGACCUGUCCACAAACGUCAUGAACCUCUCGUAUUUGGAAGGCUCGGUCUCAAAACCAUCGUUGAAAUCAAGUUUUGAAAACAUCUUCCAAAGAAACCUCCAUCGUUUCGACAAAAGCUUCGUGGAGACUACGUCUUUGAUAGGAAGUGAUGAAAGAAUCUUCAAGAGCAAAUCAUCCGGAAGAUUACUGAUCCUAUCCAUAUCGAAGCCCUAAUUAAACCCCUUUUAAGUUUUAUAACUCGAGGACCUCUCUCAGAUUUUAUGUACGUGGUUAUUCCGAAAACAAAAAAAGAACACAAGAGGGAUUGUGGAAUCUAAAGUUCGGGAUUCCUAAAUCUCAAAGGAUACAAACAACCAAAUACUCAUCGAAUCAAGCGAACCCUCAAGCGUGUACCCUGAAGAAGAAGAGAAGAGAAAAAGACCCACAACCUAAUGUAAGAUUAUUCAUAUUAAAGCAUCUUUAUCUGUUUAGAUACUAAAAAU
Thlaspi arvense is the source of this 700-nucleotide messenger RNA. NCBI's taxonomy places the organism in Eukaryota, Viridiplantae, Streptophyta, Magnoliopsida, Brassicales, Brassicaceae. The record is from the annotation of a GenBank genome assembly.